Molecule: messenger RNA, 6317 nt
Organism: Athalia rosae (coleseed sawfly)
Lineage: Eukaryota; Metazoa; Arthropoda; Insecta; Hymenoptera; Athaliidae
Gene: Isha
Product: SR-related and CTD-associated factor 4
Exons: 15
Coding region: 168-5201 (1677 amino acids)
Cellular component (GO): nucleus
Molecular function (GO): RNA binding
Source: RefSeq, a predicted model, not a curated record
AUGCCGGGUAAUGUGGUGGCCAUCUUAAUUCUUGGAUGGCAUGGGUCAGCUACGAAGUACGUGACGACGAGAAAUGUAGUUAUUUUGCCUAUUAUAAUAGGAUUUUAAUUCACUCAACGAUGUGCAGUUAGUCCGGGUUCGAAAUUCUUCAGAAAUUUUUUGCCACCAUGGAUGCUGUGAAAGCGUUUAACGCCGAGCUUUCAUCGUUGUACGAUGUUAAGCCGCCGAUUUCUAAGGCCAAGAUGAACUCCCUCACUCGGGGAGCUAUAAAGGCCAUUAAAUUCUACAAACAUGUCGUUCAGAGUGUAGAAAAAUUUAUACAAAAAUGUAAGCCGGAGUACAAAGUUCCUGGGCUUUACGUGAUAGACUCGAUCGUUCGUCAAUCUCGGCAUCAGUUUGGGGUUGAAAAAGACGUUUUUGCACCUAGAUUUGCCAAAAACAUGCAGAUUACAUUUCUCAACCUCCUGAAAUGCCCUCCUGAGGACAAAAGCAAAGUCAUACGUGUGCUCAACCUCUGGCAGAAAAACGCUGUUUUUCCUGCAGAAGUUAUCCAACCCCUCUUCGAUCUUGCUGAUCCAAAUCAUCCUAUACACAAGGAACAGCCUCCCAAUAGCAACGGUACUAUAAACGCUACGUUAGCGAGUAACUUGAGUUCCAUCAGUGCUGUGACUAAAACUCCGCCUUCUGGAGUUAAAAAUACGCCCAAAGAUCAGAAGAUGUUUUCCUCCUCAAAGUCUAUCGAUCCGGCUUGGCUUGCACAAACGAAAAUGGAGACUGCGAACAUCGCAAAUGCAAAUAAACUAAUGGGACAAGGAGGUACAAACCAAGUAGACGUGUCUUUGCUAGCUCAGCUCCAGCACUUGCAGCAGUUAUUACUGAAGAAGCAAGAAGCUGCCGCGAAUGAAAAUCAAGCCUCCGUAAAGUUUGACAAAAAACUUCUCGACUUUGACUAUGGCGAAGAAGAAGACGACGAUUUAAUCAUGGGUAGCUCUCCCACAACGACGCAGUCAAACUCCGGGCAGCUCAAUUCGGGGGCUGCGGGAAGCAGUCUGGAAGGAUUGGGUACUCUCCUCACUAAUCCUGAGGUGUUGAAACAACUGCAGACGCUUCAACAGACUAUGCAGGGGGGUAACGCGGCGCCGACACAGCAUGAGAUGGAAGAAAAAAUGCGUAAAUUACAGCAGAUGAAACAGCAAGAGGAUGAAUUUGACAAACAUUUGGCCCAAACAGUUCCUAGUCUACCAUUUGCUUCGGAGUGCGAGUUGAAGCCUUCCGACAUUCUGAAACCAUCUCAGCAAAGCGUUUACAACACCGGUGGAAACUUUGCCAUGAACGCAGGAGUGAUGCAGCAGGAUAUGAGCCAGCCGCCACCUGGUUAUCCUCCUGCUUUACCGUACGCCACUCAACCUCCACAGAGUAUCAGAUCGACGCCACAAGUAGCCCUUCAGAAUGCUAAAAGUCCCUUAAUCGACGAAAGGCCAGAUUCCAUAGAUUUUCAAGGUCCCGCACCUGCUAGGCGGGAUAGCAGCAGCGUGGAAAUAGUAAAUUGCGAAAAUAUCAGAUCCCAAAGUGGAUCACCGGACAGAUAUAGAAGGCGCAGUCGGUCCAGAUCGCCGCGACAUAGAGACAGAGACAGAAAUCGUGAGAGGGAUAAAGAUAGGGACAGGAAGUCUCGAUCACCAAGCAGAUCCAGACGUAGAAGGUCGCGAUCGAGAGACAGAGAUCGUGAAAGGAAGCGUGAUGAUAGCCGGGAUAAAAUGUCGGAAGAGGAAAGAGAGAAACAGAGAGAACGGAGAAAAAGAGGAUUGCCACCGAUCAUGCGAGACAAGCUCAGUGUUUGUAGCACGACGCUUUGGGUCGGCCAUCUGUCAAAAUUGGUUCAUCAAGAAGAACUUUCCGAUACGUUUGGAGAAUUCGGAGAUAUCGUCAGUAUAGACUUGAUAUCCCCUCGAGGCUGCGCUUUCAUUUGUAUGAACCGACGUCAAGACGCUUACAGAGCUCUGACCAAACUCAAGAGUCAUAAAAUGCAGGGAAAAGCGAUAACGCUCGCUUGGGCUCCGGGCAAGGGGGUCAAGGGGAAGGAGUGGAAGGACUACUGGGAAGUUGAACUAGGUGUCAGCUACAUACCUUGGAAUAAAUUGAACAACGUCACAGACCAUGACCUCGAAUUAUUGGAGGAAGGUGGUAUGAUUGAUGAAGACACCCUGCCUCCGAGAUUGAAAGGUAAGCUUAAGCACGCCGUUGUAAAUGCUGAGACCAUACAACCUCAGUUACAUCUUCAACAACAGGCAGCUUUAGCUGCAGCCGGUGUUGGUGGCACGCCUAUUCCUACACUGACCGACGGUAUCGUCAAUGUAAUGGGAUCUGACGGCGCACCACAACAACAGCAGCAGUUGGUAGAUACCAGUCAGCCUCCUCCGAUAAGACCAUCUACUACAGCCGCUCUUCUCGCACCGCCUAAUGCUCAACUACAAAUGAUGCCUCCUGGAUUUUCUCUUACCGGAGUCACCCGCAUGAUCGGCACCAUGGGACUUCAAAUGCCGCAUGGUCUGAUGCCCAACGUACCUAUAGGCGUUCCUCCUCCGAACAUGCAGGGUCUUUUGGGACCGGGGAUGAUGCAAACCAUGCUGAAUCCUCCGGUUAAUUCACCCUUUGGAUCAGGAGUUGGCGUCGGAUUGCUCGCGCAGAUUCCUCUUCCCGCACCCGCAGCACCAUCCGACAAACCUAGUGCGACUGGUAUGCCGCACAACGUUCCUCCAAUGGGAGUACCUCCGCCGACUUCAGAAGCGAAUUUAGCGAACCUGCCGAUGCUGAGGCAACCGUUUGGCAUGGGCCCACCGCCUCCGCAAAUGCAGAUGCACGUAUCGCAGCAACAACAACAACAGCAGCAACAACAACAGCAGCAGCAUCAUCAUUCGGCGGAUGACAUGGACGUUGAAAUGGAGGAUGUUAUGCCGCAAAACACGAUGAGCAUGUCCAAAGACAAGCCGAACUUGAGCGACCAGCUUCUAGCAGUAAUGGGAAAGGGCCCUCUGCACAACGAUAACAGGCUCGACGACGACGGCAUGGGCCGUGAUGUCAGAGGCGAUAGAAACAGGGAACGAAAUGAACGAGAUCGUGAUAGAGAAAGGCGCGAGAGGGGUGAUCGCGACAGAAAUGAUCGUGACGACUCGAGCGAUUCUAGGAACGAGAGAGGAAGAGAUCGAGGUAGAGGGAGAGAUCGAGGCCGUGACAGGCGCAGGGAUAGAGACAGGGGUGACGAACGGAGGGAAAGAGGCGACAGAGACAGCAGGGACGGCAGUGUGAGACCCGAUGGCGGAGUCGGAAGCCUGAUGCCAAAUCAAAACGCCAUGGACAGCGACGGGCCUUCGAAAAAAGACCUCAAACCGAGCCUGGCUGACAGGCUACGGCAACUCGCGGACGGGACUCUCCCUCUGGAUGACAGAAUCGACAGGAGUAACAGGAUCGACAGAAGCGAUCGCGACCGAACCGACAGAGUCUACGAGGACGGUCUUGGGGGACGCAGACCUGGCGAUUUACCACCCUCGUUAAUGGACCUUCCCAAAUUUCCGGGCGUUCCGCAAGACAGAACAGACUUUGGCCCAAGAGGCCCCGACUUCAGAGGCCCACUGCAAGAUCCCAGGGACUAUCCCCCUAGAGGCCCUAGCGACAGGGACAGACCAAAUUUCGGAGGUAGAGGUCCGAUCGGACUCCCCAGAGGUCCCAUGGACGAUUUUGCCGAUCCCAGAAUGCACGGCGGAAGAUUUCCCGACGAAUUUGACGCCCGAAUGGGACCAAGUGGGCCGCGACUCGAGGAUUUCAAUCCCAGAAUAGGGCCUACGAGAGAUGAUUUCGACCGUCCUGACAUGCGCGGACGUCAUCCGAUGGACGAUUACGAGAUGGAGUACUACGAGUAUGAAAUGAGACAACGAGAAGCUGGAUUUGAUCCAAGAAUUGCAGACGGAUUUGACCCACGAAUCGCGGAUGGAUUUGACCCAAGAGGACAUCCCGACCACCCAGAUUUUGAUCCUAGAAGAAGAGAGUUCUUCGGGGGACCUAUGGACCCUGGAUUUGGUCUUCCCCCCAUGAUGGGACCCAGAGGACCUCGUGGACCUAUGGGACCCGAAGGAUUUGGUUCCAGAGGACCUGGAAUUGGACCGAGAGGACACGGCCCUCCCAUGUUCCACCCUCGCGGCAUGGGACCCAGAGGUAUGAGACCCGGAAUGCGGGCUCCCUUUGGGCCCCGAGGUCCACCAUUUGACCCUAGAGAAGGAGAUCCCUUUUUCGGCCCACCAUUCGACGAUCCCCGAGGUCCCGCUGGCCCGCCACAUCCCAGAGGGCAAUUUGGACCACUCGGCCCUCCGGUUCCAGGGCCUGAUGGCCCGUGGAGAAGCGCGGAAAAUGGCCCUCCCGGUUCGUGGCAAUCCGAAGAGCCAGAGAAUGGAAUAGAACACAAUUUAUCCGACGAUCGUGAUCAGCCAGAAGAUGAUGCGGGCGUUACGUCUCAGGAAUCGCACAAGGGGCAAUCGGACCGUGAGAGUCGUAAUAGAAGCAGAAAAUCGAGGUGGGGAAAUGUCAGCCCACCUCCGGCAGAUCACACAUUCAUCGAAGAACGGUCUAUAUUCGUAGAAGGAGAAAACGAGUCGGAUAAUCCUAAUCGCGAACCUAAUGCCAUAGGAAAGUUUGCGAGUAAUGUGAAGGAAAAUUUAAAUGAAUUUGACGAACUUCCUGAGCAUGGAUCAGAUGGAGUCGACAGAGAUAUCGGGACGCAGGUUAGUGGCGAACAUAGUAAUAAAUUAGAGUCGAGAGUGGUUAAGGAAACAGAAGAACCGCAAGAAUUCACAAACGAAGAAGCAAACCAUAGUGAGGAAAGUCGAACAGAUGUGAAAAAGGAAAUUAUACCAGAAGUGCGAGUCAACGAAACACCUGCUGAAGUUGAACCUGAAACGGAAGCAAAAGAGGUAUUUGUAAAACCAGAAAGAAAGUUCAAUGAUCAGAAAGAGUUUUGUCAAUCAGAGAGCAAUCAGUUAGAUUCAGCGGAUCAGAUUGGCAGAGAUGUAGAUGCGGAUCGGAACGAAUCCAAACUUGAGUCAGAACAAAGUUCGAUCGAUCCCGAACCACCAGCUGAGCAGGAAAAUCCGCUAAUUGACACCGUCGAUCCUGUAUCUAUAAAAUCAGAGUCUGAAGGUCUCUGGGAAUGACCAAAGUAAAUUCUUAAAGAAAUAACAAAACAAAAAAUGAAUGAUACUAAUUAAUGAUGAAUUGGACUUUCUCAGUGUAGGAAGACGGAAAUUCAAUCGAAAAGCCACGCGAAGGUCUCUAAUGCAAAACACCAUUUGUAUAUAUGUCGAUGUAAUCUAAUCAUGAAGUGUGGUAUUCAGUGCUGACUUUUGGACUUGGAGUGCCGAACUAAGGAGUGGUCGCGAGCCGUGGGUUCAGUGAGUUUUUUUAUGCAUUAGAAAUUCCACCUAUCAUUCGAUUAUCGAGGUUACAACACAGUCAAAAAAGUUUCCGCUGAGCUUUUUUUUAGCGCCUAUGAUGAUUUUUUUUUCUAUAAGAAAUUUAAACAAAUUGAUUGCUACUACUGCUUAAACUCUGCUGUGGUAGUGAACACAGGACCUACCUACUAAGUACCUAGAUGGAAAAAAAAAAAAAUAAUAGACCCACGACAAAGCGACAUGAGUCCUUUGUCAGUUGUCAGAUGAUAACAAUAUUAAUUCAAGUACAAUGUAACAGUCAGUCGAUUCUUGAUUAACUGCUUAGUUACGAGUCUAUUUUAUUAUUAUUAUUAUUAUCAUUAUCAUUAUAAUUAUUGUUAGCGUUAUUGUUAUUGUUAUAAUUCUACUCGUGAAUCGUUUGUCCAAAAUCUCUCAAUCAGAUGACUAAUCAAUUGCCAGGUAUCAUACGGAGCGAGUAUGGUACCUCGUAUUACUCGUUUUUACCGAGCCAACUUUUCGAGCUGUAUCCGUAAUUAAUUUAUUGAAGUGUACAUAUGGAAGAAAAAAUACUCUUAUAUUUUUCUUAGUAAAACAAUUAUCUAUAAUGUUAAUAAUAAUAACGAAAGAUAUGCUAUAAAAGAAAACAAAUAUUAGUAAAUGGUGAAUUUACACAGAAAAUUUAAUGAUACAACUGGAGAAAUUUACAAAAACGAAAAAAAAACAACAAUGAAACAAAACUAGAAACAAUUAACGAAUGAAUGAGAAUAUACAUAACAUAGACAAAAAAAUAAUUGAUAACAUUAUUGUGCAGACAAAGUUGCUCAAUCCUAAAUCUGAAUAUUUAUAAUAAAUAUUUUAUACAAAUCGUUUUCAAAUAAA